Molecule: messenger RNA, 1796 nt
Organism: Hibiscus syriacus
Lineage: Eukaryota; Viridiplantae; Streptophyta; Magnoliopsida; Malvales; Malvaceae
Product: trimethyltridecatetraene synthase-like
Exons: 2
Coding region: 41-1591 (516 amino acids)
Molecular function (GO): heme binding; monooxygenase activity; iron ion binding
Source: RefSeq, a predicted model, not a curated record
UACUACCUUAUUACAUCAUUCGCCUAUAUCUCCACAUCAAAUGGAAACUCCAUCCUGGGCUUCUUACAUAACACCAUGGCUGGUCACUCUAGCGCUCAUCCUCUUCUCCCUCCGUCUCCGCCGCCGUCAAAAGCUUAACUUGCCGCCCGGCCCGAAGCCCUGGCCAAUAAUCGGCAACCUUAACCUCAUCGGUUCACUUCCCCACCGGUCCAUCCAUGCCCUCUCCCAAAAGUACGGUCCCCUUGUGCAUCUUAAAUUCGGGUCAUUCCCCGUUGUCGUGGCCUCAUCCGUCGAAAUGGCCAAAGCCUUCCUUAAAACCAAUGAUGUUACGUUUGCCGAUCGGCCCAAGAUCGCGGCGGGUGAAUACACUACUUACAACUACUCCGACAUCACUUGGUCACCAUACGGACCGUACUGGCGUCAAGCACGAAAAAUAUGCAUGAUGGAACUUUUUAGUGCGAAACGCCUGGAAUCGUACGAGUACAUCCGGAGAGAGGAAAUGGAAUUGUUGCUGAAAGCGUUGUACGAAUCAUCGGGUAAGACGAUUGUUUUGAAGGACAACCUUUCGGAUUUGAGCCUUAACGUGAUAAGCAGGAUGGUGUUGGGGAAAAAGUACACAGACGGGACCGGCGAAAACGAGAUCGUGACCCCGAAGGAGUUCAAGGAGAUGCUCGACGAGUUGUUCCUGCUGAACGGGGUGCUGGACAUCGGGGACUCAAUUCCCUGGCUAAGAUCCCUUGAUUUGCAGGGCAAUAUCAAGAGAAUGAAGGCUUUGAGCAAGAAGUUCGACAGGUUCUUGGAACAUGUUUUGGAUGAACAUAUUGCUCAGAGAAGAGAGAGUGAAGAUUAUGUUGCCGGGGACAUGGUGGAUGUGCUUUUGCAGCUUGCUGAUGAUCCCAAUCUUGAUGUCAAGCUUGAGAGACAUGGAGUCAAGGCAUUUAGUCAGGACCUAAUAGCAGGAGGAACCGAGAGUUCAGCAGUGACAGUGGAAUGGGCAAUUUCGGAGCUACUGAAGAAACCAGAAAUGUUUUCCAAGGCUACGGAAGAACUAGAUAGGGUAAUCGGCAGGGAAAGAUGGGUCGAAGAAAAGGACAUCGUCAACCUACCCUACAUCGAAUCAAUUGCCAAAGAGACUAUGCGUUUGCACCCUGUGGCACCCAUGCUAGUGCCUCGAAUGACCCGUGAAGACUGUCAAAUAGCAGGUUACGACAUCCGCAAGGGCACUAGAGCUCUUGUGAACGUGUGGACCAUCGGGAGAGACCCUACAGUUUGGGACAAUCCCAAUGAGUUUUGCCCCGACAGAUUCCUUGGGAAGGCCAUUGACGUGAAGGGUCAUGAUUUCGAGCUGCUGCCAUUUGGGGCAGGAAGAAGGAUGUGCCCUGGAUAUCCCCUGGGGAUUAAAGUCAUUCAAGCCAGUCUGGCUAAUCUUUUGCAUGGAUUUACUUGGGAAUUGCCUAGUAACAUGACGAAAGAACAUCUUAAUAUGGAGGAAAUCUUUGGUCUCUCUACCCCGAAAAAGUACCCACUCGAGACUGUGGCAGUGCCUAGGCUCCCACUUCAUCUGUAUGCCCGCUCAGGAACCAAAAUAUAAUCUCGUACUGGAAGAUCGAAUUUAUAUAAAAUUUUAGGAAUAAAAAUAAAUUAUUUAUCUAAAAUAUAGAAAAAGGUAAUGGUAAUUGGUGGUUUGUAGUUGCUUCUCUUUUGAUAAUAUCUUGUCAAAUCCAUCAAUUAUUUUAUACUUUUAUGUAAUGGGCUGGCAAUUAUUGAUGUAUGUUUCUUGUGGUUUCCCACCCCAA